GAGUUGGAGGAGAAACUCCGCCAGAGUGAGGCCACCUCUGAACAGCACAAAUCCAACUACGACGUCUUGUACAACCGCUUGACGCAGGUGAAACAUAUCCUAGUGAAGCUGAAACAGGUGGAGGCCGAGUUAGAGGAAGCUCGAACGCAGUUGGACACGGCCACUACGAAAACCACGGAAUUAGAGGCUCGGUGCGCGACCGUUUCCGCGGAAAAGGAAGCGCUGGCCGCGGCACUCGCUGCGAUGAAACAAGAAACCACGGACCUAAACACCGAAUGCGACCGCUUGAGCCACGACCUUGCAAAGUUGAGACGCGAGUACCAGCUCAGAGACGACUCUGCGACCCAAGAAAAGGACUCGCUCGUGUCCAGCAACCACAAACUCGCGAAAAAGAUUGAAGAGAUGAAGGCGGCCAGGGAAGACUCACGGGUGGUGCAGUUGGAAGAGCAGGCCACAGUGAAGGAGCUACAGAGCCAGAUGGACGAGUUCCAAGCCCAAAGCAAAGCCAAGGAUGUCGAAAUUUCUAUCUUGACCAAGGAAAAGACGGAGUCUCAAAAUCAUAUUGCGUUUCUUGAGAAGAAGAUUACUGAUCAAGACAUGAUGAUGGCUCAAACGGCGGCCAGAAACGAACAAACAGUGUUGCGACUCCAGGAGCAGCUUGUCACGUCUAUGAACGAGACGGCUGAGCUUUCCACAAAGAUCGAACAGGCUCUGGGCGUACAGACGUUACUAGACGAAGCGUUGAAGGAUUCGCAUAAUAAACAGCUCCAGAUCGGAAAACUCCGCCACGAAGCCAUCAUCCUCAACGAGCAUCUCACGAAGGCGCUCAAGCUCAUCAAGAAGGACCACGAGUCGGAGAAUGUUGAUAAGCAGCUCAUCACGAACUUGUUCCUCCAGUUCCUAGCGAUCCAAAGAGGCGAUAAGAAAAAAUUCCAGGUGUUGCAGUUGAUCAGCGGAAUUUUGGGCUGGGAUGAGCAGCAGCAGCAACAGGCAGGGUUGGUUGGCCGUGUCGGCGUCGGCGCUGCAGGCGAAGAGCGUGAGGGGCGCGUGCGCGAGAGUUUCGUCUCGCUCUGGACCGAAUUCCUUGACAAGGAGUCUAGAGCGAAAUAA
Molecule: messenger RNA, 1110 nt
Organism: Babjeviella inositovora NRRL Y-12698
Lineage: Eukaryota; Fungi; Ascomycota; Pichiomycetes; Serinales
Exons: 1
Biological process (GO): endoplasmic reticulum to Golgi vesicle-mediated transport; Golgi organization
Cellular component (GO): Golgi apparatus
Molecular function (GO): small GTPase binding
Source: RefSeq, a predicted model, not a curated record